Cuscuta campestris is the source of this 827-nucleotide messenger RNA. The record is from the annotation of a GenBank genome assembly. NCBI's taxonomy places the organism in Eukaryota, Viridiplantae, Streptophyta, Magnoliopsida, Solanales, Convolvulaceae.
GGUAAUUCGUUUGGGUUGUAGCCUGUCAAGUAGUAUUGUUUAUCAUUAAGGGGGCCUGUUUGGUUGUAAUGUGAAUUGUUUUUGGUCUGUUUUAGGAAGGGUAAUCCCCUGGCAUCUUUCAUGUCAUCUUGUUCGAGUUAACCCAAAAGGCAACCAAUACAAAAAGGGUGGUGGCGGAGAGGGGUGGAAGCCGAUAGAUGAAGAAGCGGCGGAUGGGGAGCAUGGUGGCGGCACUUCUUGCGGUGGCGGCGAUAAUGGGAGGAGGGCGGUGGUGGAGAGGGGUGGAAGCGGAGGAACACCGCCAUGUGGUGGGAGGGGACAGAGGAUGGGAAGUGUCAAAUGACAUCGCUUCCUGGUCUUCCGGCAGAACCUUCACCGCCGGCGACUCUCUAUGGAUCACAUACUCUGCGGCACAAGAGAAUGUCGUGGAGCUCGGGAGCAGGGAAGAAUACAUAUCGUGCGAUCUGAGUAACCCGAUCAAGAUGUACACCGACGGCCUAGACCAGAUCCCUCUAGAGGGAGAGGGGACCCGAUACUUUGCGAGUGGAAAACCCGAGAGCUGCAAAAAUGGCCUCAAGUUUCCGGUCAUCGUCCUACCCCAGUACACACGCAAAAGGGGCCCGUCGUUGGUCCUCCGAGCGGAUGGUCCCACGGCGCCUUCUUCAUCCACGCGGUUGAACGAACACAUGCCGUGUUUGUUCACCACCCUUUUGGCUUUGGUCAUGUUUUUCUAGUAGUGAUUUCUCAUUUAUUUCAUGUCUACAUUUCAAUAAGAAUCACACUGAGUGAAUGUGUUCUCAUAUCAGCAAAAAAAAAAGUUUGAACUU